This is a messenger RNA of Suillus subalutaceus, 2215 nucleotides long. Its product is annotated as kinase-like domain-containing protein. The transcript is spliced from 9 exons. The record is from RefSeq and is a predicted model, not a curated record. Gene Ontology annotation, biological process: protein phosphorylation. Gene Ontology annotation, molecular function: protein kinase activity; ATP binding; GTP binding. NCBI's taxonomy places the organism in Eukaryota, Fungi, Basidiomycota, Agaricomycetes, Boletales, Suillaceae. Bases 1 to 1974 code for a protein of 657 amino acids.
AUGGUUUCCACAUCUACUACUUCUGGAGAUCCUCCAGUCAUUCCGAGUGAACAGCUCAUCAAACGGAUGGACUAUGCGGUUGCUUCGGGAGGCUACGGACAAGUCUUUCAAUGCACCAUGCGGCCGCCAGCGGCUCCAGAGAUUUUGGUGGCUGUUAAGGUCUUAAUGCGUCUUACUGGUGAUGCUUCCAAGCUUAAGCGUGCACGUCGUGAGAUGAAGUUAUGGAUGGAAGCAAAACACGAUAAUAUCGUCCCUAUGCUCGGCAUCGCGGAGGAAUUUUCCAAAACAGGCUUUGCUAUGGUUUCUCCCUGGAUGAAAGGAGGGACCCUUGCACUAUAUCUCCAGGUUCACGCAGGAGCAAUACAUAGCAAGAAAAAACUGACUUUGCUCAAGGAUACUGCUAAAGGCUUGGCAUAUUUACACUCUCGUCAGAUUGUUCAUGGCGACCUCACCACCAACAACAUUAUGCUCGAUGACAAUGACAAGGCGUUGUUAAUCGACUUCGGAUUAUCAAAUGUGCUUGAGGGCAUCGAUGGUAGUUGCCUCACCCCCUCUCCAGCACGGCCAGGGGCAGUGCGAUUUGCUGCACCAGAACUGUUAGGCGUGAAAGAGGCGAUAAGCCAACCUACUGGCAAAACUUCACCGAUGCACUAUCAAUCACCGAUGCCGAAUAAGCACAGUGAUAUUUAUUCGCUCGGCUGCGUGAUACUCAACGUCCUCACGGAACAGUUGCCAUGGCAUCGGUAUCCUAAUAUGACUUUUCUUGGGGAUCUUCAUGCACCCAAGCCAAUUCCCAUUCCCGCCCACGGCCAUCUAUCUAAUGAACGCAAGAAGCUUAUCUGCGAGUGCACUUCAGUUCAAGUCAACGGGAGGCCAUCAAGUCAAUAUGUUGUGGAUUUCAUCGAAGAGGAGCUGCAUAUCGAAGAUACUGUAGCUCCUAUCCAGGAGUCGAUGCCAAGCCAAGUUGCUUCGACUUCCCUCCAACAGCCGAGCGCAGAUCUAUUCGGUCAAAUCCACUUCCGAGAUGACGGCAUCACCCCUACCACUAUCCAUUCUGAAUCGUCAUACUCAAGUUGCUUAACGUCACUGCCAGAUGAUUCACACGAUGGAGCAUCCUCACAAACUCGCAACGUGCCCACUGCAACUCAGCGACCAAACCUAGAUGUUCCAGUUGAAGUGUUGAUUACUACCGAGAUGCCAAAUAAUAACGACCCACCUGCCAUCAAUUCCCCGAGCAGAAAGAGUAAUAUCGUUGUUGCCGGGGCCAUCGGUUCCGGGAAAAGUUCACUCGUCAAUAUCCUGUGUGGGAAACAUGUCGCACAGACGUCAAACAAUGCUGAGCGUUGCACCAGAAAGUUGACGGACUACCAGACGUCCUUCCGCAACAUCGAAUAUAGAGUGUUUGAUACUCUUGGUUUUGCAUGUAGUACCGGCACUUCCUUGGGGCCCAAGGAACGGCCAGAGAAGCAUGAAAAACUGCAGAUCGAGGAAAUACACGAGCAGAGAAGUAUCGACUUACUAUUGCUCUGCGUGUCGAGCAGAAAUUUCCAUGUGCAAGCGGUGCUCGACGUUCAUAGAAGGAUCCAGGACCAAUUGCACGGAAGACACGUACCCAUCGUACUCAUCUUCACUCACUAUGAGGAACGGUCUAAGAUCGACAGUUGGUGGUCCAAAAAUUUGUUGACACUUCAGGCUCAACUGAACUCCAUCGCCAACCAUAUUUCCAUCACUUCGAUCGACGACAAAUGCCUUGACGAAUCUCGCAGGCAUAUCUUCCAGAUCAUUGCACAGCAUCGCACCUCCGAUGCAGGGGAGCCGUGGCAGGAGACGCCCGAGUCAGAAGAUGUUAAUUCUGCGCCGCCUUUGAGAAGCUUCCUGGGCGAUGCUGCCCGGGCUCUUCGCAUCAAGCAAUUCUCCACACAGGUCCGCGGGGUCGUCAUGAGUGGGUUUGGUCUACGACCACGCUCGUCCUGAGCAUAUGGGAAAGACACCGACAUCGCAGAAAAUGACUGUCCCCCAUUUCCUACGCAUGGCAUGUGUUGGAGAGAGUAUAUCAUCGGUUGUUUGGAUCCAUUGUCGCCCCUUUCAUAUUAAUUAUGCCCUUGCUAGUACUUAUUAUCCUUAAUAUUGUGACUAUCCUUAUUUUAUAUUAUUAUUACUGCAGAACAUACUUGUGUCGAGAAAAGUAUUUAUUAUCCUUAAUGUUGUGACUAUC